AUGGUUGAGGAAGAGAACAAUCAGCUGGUCUUCCUGGAUGUCCUCAUAUGCCGCAAAAAUUGUGGUAAACUGAAGACCAAGGUGUUCAGGAAAGCGACAAAUACGAUGCAAGUAGUGAACUUCAACAGCAACUACCAAAUCAGUCACAACCGCAGUUGUGUAAGGACGCUCUAUCGGCGUGUCGAGAAGCACUGCAGUGAGCCGGAAGACAAAAUUGCCGAACUACAAUACCUCCGACGGGUCUUCAAAGUCAAUGGCUGCCCGCACAACUUCGCCAACCGGUACAAACGCAAAAGGAACGAAAGGCCUAACCGUACGGAAAACAAAUCUUGGCGAGCGCUUCCAUACGUCAAGAACGUUUCGGAAGCUGUCGGCCGCCUUCUCGCACCACUUAGGGUUGGAGGUGCACACAGAGGCGUCAAUUGAUGAAACCGAAGGACCAGCCGCCACAGCAAGAAACGUCUGGAGUCGUUUAUCGGGUAUGGUGCAGUUGCGGACAAAGCAACUACGUCGGAGAAACCGGAAGACAGCUCCUAACGCGAAUGGCCGAACACGCUGCAGCGGGGCGGAGAAAUGACGCCAGCUCUCAAGUUGCGGUUCAUUCUACGAGAUCCGGGCACAGUCUGAUGAUGUGUUCGAGCAGGAAUCUGAAACGUCCGGCUAAUAGGGGUCUUGUCCCAGCAAGCAUGUUUGCUUCUUCCAGACUGCUUCCUGGGACUCGUCUCUUCGCCUCUGUUGGCAAAGAGAAACACUGCUUUCCAAUAUUGCUUAACGACCAUGAAAGCAACCGUACUCGAGUGCGUGUCAGGCGUAAGGAGCACUCUAAUAUCGCCGCAACUUGCCUUGCACUUGUUAAUCGACUGGGGACCAGUAAACCAUGACUGAAGCAGCUCACGGCACACGCGGUUAUCACCUCUUGCGAGAAUUCCGGCCACGUCGAAUUUGAAUGUGUGGCCGGAUCUCGUCGAAUGAGCCGCAACUUGAGAGCUAGCGUCAUUUCUGCGCACCGCUGCAGCAUAUUCGGCCAUUCGCGUUCGAAGUUGUCUUCCAGUUUCUCCAACGUAGUUGUUUUGUUCGCAACUGUACCAGAUCCGAUAAACGACUCCAGAAGUUUCCGGCCUACUAUCGCCGCAAUUGGCCACACUUCCAUGCGUCCAAAAUCAGCAAUCAUUUCACGUCCCGAAAUGUUGCCGGCGAACACCCCUAUAGCGUACCUACCACGUCAUAUCGCAAUCGACAGGACAAGGGGUCGGUGGCAGAGAAUCCAGAUUCAAAUCCUAGGUCCUGCGAAGCUAGAAUUGGGUAUGGAUGGUUGACGAUGGUUAAAAAGCCAAAAAUGACCACUACGGUCGGCAACACCUUGUCGGUGACCUUUUACGAGCUUCUAGAUGUAGUUUCAAAGCCCAACAGAACAAGUGUGCUCCGCAACGAGAUCGGUAAGCGUCCUGUUACACCAACCAAAAAAUACGAUCACUCGCUUUCUCACCUGAUCUUCCUCAUCUUAUGGUUGAUGACAUUUUGUCUUAUUUUUUCCAAAAACGACGUGAUACACUUGAUACGUUUAAAGUAUUAAAAUCUAGAACGCUUUUCAUCUACUGUUUUCGAUGUACUGGGAUGCCGCGCUCUUAUGUCGAAAGUCGGUAGGCCUCCGUCCCAAAGCUGUUAAAUACAGUAUCUGGGACUUAAUUUAACUGCUGAGUUCGGAUAGAACAACCCCUUAAUUUACGUUGCCGCAAUUAAGAAGAUAAGUGUUGAUUGGAUUUUGUCAUGCACGGGCAGUUCACAAGCAGGAGGCCAGAGUGUCCUUAACCUGUCCCUCUUACUUCCCACUUAUCAGAGCAUAAGAUGCUAGAAUUGAUUUAGCAUCUAUAUUGGCAUGCAUAUGUAUGGUAGAAAGUCGCUCAGGGAUCAGUCUAUUAGACAUACUCCUCCUGUUGUGCCUUGUGGUUCAUUCCAAAGUCCUCGCUGACAGUCGCAUAAUAGGCGUCUGACAGUGGUUGUACCGUACGUUCAACAUAGUUAUUAGUUAAAAGCUCUGAUAGUGUUUCGCCAAUGUUUCUGCUGCUGCGUGACGCAUCCAAGGGCGGUGCAGCUUCUCAAUGUUGUCGUACUAGUCUCUGGUAUGUGAACUACAAAAUAUUUACGAUCGCCAAUAAUCUUGUGCAAUAGUGGUUUUUAUUAUUUCAGAACCGACACGAAAGAUCACGUCGAAGGCAUUUACAUCUUAGUACUUCAUUUAAUAGUUUGCGAAAGUAUCCGCGCGAAAUAUGAACGUAUGAAAUCGAUGUGUUAUCUCAUAAAGUGUUAUUCGAAGAUCUAAAACGUGUUUUCGAUUCGAAAAGGUAAAUAAAUUAGUGUUGCAAUAUUAAUGAUUUGCAGCAAAAUCUUGAGAUAUUUUAGCCAUAUCAAUAUUUCGGCUUUUCAAAGAAAUUCAUUUCAGCCAUUUGUAGCAAUUUUACUCUGUAAGAAAUGACUACUAAUUUAGUUUGAGUUUUUCCUGUUGGUUUUCAACACCCUAUAUAUUUAAAUAAUGUGUAUAUAAAACAUAAACGUGAAUAUUUUAUUUUUCACCCAUUUCGUAGCACAUCACGACGUCUUUAAAUCUCUCGCUUGAUGGAAGUGUAUAAUUUGGUUUUAAAAGACAUUUUCAAUUCCUGAAUAAUUUUAAAUCCGACAUGUCCUUAUACUUGCAUUCGAGGUUUCCAAUGAACAAGUUAUACAGUCUUCGCCAUUAGGGAAAUUCCAUAUGGGAUCCAUAAAAUUUUACAGUGGACUAGAACCACGGUGUAUGCUUUAUAAACUCCAAUUGUAAAUGUGAUGUCACAAUGUUUCAAACAUGGAGAUUUCAGGAUCUUAAUAAUGUCCAUAAGUAGAAACACCAUUAAAAACCUGAGAUAACCUUUCUCAAAAUAAAAAUUAAAAAAUGAUUUUAUUUGCUACGAAAGGAGCAAAAAGCGAAUAGCUAUGUGCAAGGUUUCCAGAAAAAACAUUAACACUAAUUUUGACAACGAAAAUCAAUGAGUAAAAUGUAUAUAACAUAAAUGCUCGUCCUUUGCAUAUUGAAAUUUUUGCUGACGACCAAAACAAAACUACUUAAAAGCCAGCAAAGUGAGGUAAAUAAAAUGUCCGAAAUUUAGCGACACGGUAAUUAGUACGAUAACCCCAAUAAAGCAAUUUUUCGAGUUUGGAACCUAAUUUCAGGAUUCCAGCUAAUAUUUGAUUGGUAAGCAUAUCUACCAUAUGUUAAGUUCUUUCAUUUCCCUUUAAUUUAAUAAUGAACUUUGAGGUGACGUUUCGGCUCUAUCUUUCUGUUUAUGUGAAUAUUUUGGCGGACAUCAACUAGCGUCAGCGGAUUAAAUGGUGAUUUUAUAAGCCGCCAACAGCCAAUCAGUAAUACGCAUAAACAUGUUCAGACGCACAUACGCAUAGACAUUGUAACUAAUCAAUCCACUUCAGCUGAAAAGAAAAGCGUAUUCUUUAUUACUACACCGACUGCAUGCUGUCUGUCUAGACUCAGUAUACCUUUGGAGUAAAGUGUUAUUUAUGACAUAGAGAAUGUUGUUUACAGAAGGGCCAGAAAGACGCCCAUAAACCCUCAUCACUGAAACAAGCUUCCUACUAUGGCCUGUAACAAAAAAUAGUUAAACAAGAAAAUGACCAAGCCACCAAGCUUAAACAGACAUUCCUUUCUUCAACAGCCGUCAUCACAUUUAAAUGAUUAAACAGCAGCCAAAACCUCUGCAGACGACCAAGAGAAAACUUUUUUUCUUUAAGGGUCUCUGUAGAUUUCAAGCAUAUUCGACAUAUUAAGAAAAAAGGAUCUUUCAACAGAACCAAAACUGAGCGAAGUGCUGAUUAAUGCUGUACGCUAAUCAUUAGUCCUACAAUGUGGAUGAGUAAUAUUUGCUGGUGCCUACAUGUGUUCCUUAGCAUUGCAAGUUGAGACGGUUUAUUUUUUCUGGCAUUGUAGUCCCUUGAAAAUGUCGUCUAUUUGGAAACAGCAUAUGUUAUCUUAAACGCUGGGUUGCUACAUUUAAAUAUUAGGCCACACAUUUCAAUGAACUACUCCGGUCUUGGGAUAAUUUUAGUUUGUCUAGUGUAUACCGUGAUGAAAGACAAGAAACAUUUGACUUUGAAACGAAAUCCUCAGUAGACAUGUAAAUUGACGUUAUCAAACAUGAAGUUGCCUGCUUAUUUGCAAAGGAAACACAUUUCCAACAAAAGAGAAAAGUUAUAGGAUUUUGUCAUCUUAAGUAUAAAAUUUUAAAUGUCACUUAUGCGCACGACAUGAAGUGCAGUUUAAUGAAGGUAAGAUGUGGCUAUGUAGCCCCAUCUGCUAGACACAAUGCUGUUGGGGUCGGGGUUAGUGUUAGCAGUUUAGGAAUACGUGCUAGCGUUUGGGUUAAGUGUAGGGAUUAUGGUUAAUUGUUAGGGUUAGGAUUAGUGUUAGGGGUUAGGCCAACUAUUUCCCAACCAUCAAAGUACAACCGAGCAUUCCAAAUAGCUUUUCUUUUGCAUACAACUACUUGACCUCGUCGCCUGUGCGUUCCCCUGUCCCAUCUCUAAAAACCCCUUUAACCACCGGUCCCGUAUUAGAGGUGACUGGGGUUUGUUUACUUCGGGUGGGGUUACAUAGCCACAUCUGACCGGGGCAGCAAACUGGCUGUCGUAUGUAAGCCCCCAGGGCGAACAGCAAUGUGGUAUGCUUUCCAGCUUGAAGUCCGUUCCUUUGAUAAUACUUGCAAAAUCAUGACUCCCCGGUGAAAAGAAAGGGACAAAUAACAGGCAAUCAUAUAUUUGCUGCCAGAUGAGAGCUGGCCGCUGCUAGAUAAACAAACGGGGACAUUUUCACACAGUGUGGAGGAGCCCCAGGUAUGGGGUGUAGGAUUAUUGACACGGGAGAAGUUCCAUCGGAUUCUGGUGCCAUAGAAACUGAUGACAAACCCCAAUUUUUCCAACAGAAUUGGUUGACAUUGCUGACAUAUUGGGAGAACACACUGUGAGGCCUCGGAUAUACCUGUAGGCAAUCGAGAAGACCUGUCGAUCUCGCAUUAAACCAGGCGGCCUUGAAUUCAAGUCUGAUUUCUAGACUGAGUGCAUCCGAGUCAGAUGUGAAGUUGACUUUGAAGGCUUAGGAUUAUAAUCAGGAUGCCUCAGCACCUGUCAUUUACAUUUGCUGAGUACGACACGCCUUAAACGAUGUGACCUGGUCCAGUAGCUCGGGAUUACGAGCGAGGCUUCUCUAUCAAGUAGCAGGUCUGUGUGUCGUGGGGGCACGUAGCCAAGGCUCGCCUUCGACCUGGUCAAUGAAAAUAAGCAUCCAGAAACGAUCAUUCAGCGUCCUCGCUUCUGUCUUUUUCUCGUCCUUUAGACCUCCCGUACAUUAGAUGCUUACAGACUCAGAUGGAAGACCGUUUAUUCCCCCGAAGAGGAGAAAUUAAUGGGCAAAGACCAAGUAAAUUCAUUUGAGAAGGAGGAGGAGGAGAACGAUGAUGAUGAUGAUGAUGAUGAUGAUGAUGAUGAUGAUGAUGAUGAUGAUGAUGAUCAGAGGUGGCUGGCGGUUGUUUACUUCAGCUGGGGCUACAGUACCACAUCUGACCGUUAUGAAAUUAUGAAUUUCAAGACGGGUUCUGAGGACCAGAUUUUCGUGAUCAAGUGGCAGUUAUGUUUGAGAAAAUGCGAGAACCUGUUGCCUACAGAUAGAUUCGCCCACAGAGGAUCCUAG
Spirometra erinaceieuropaei is the source of this 5725-nucleotide messenger RNA. NCBI's taxonomy places the organism in Eukaryota, Metazoa, Platyhelminthes, Cestoda, Diphyllobothriidea, Diphyllobothriidae. The record is from the annotation of a GenBank genome assembly.